UAUAUAGUGCACUACGUAGGGCACAAAUACCAGUGCUUUCCUAGACUAAUCUAGUGCACAUAUACAGGAAGUAGUGAGGUAUUUAGAAUUCAGCCUCACCGUUAAACAGAAAGCUUGCUAGUUUUAUUUCGUGGUGAACAGAGAUUAGCUUAAAAAGUAGAGCUGAACACAGACAGGCUGUUGUCAUGGAAGCUGCGGAUGUUCUGAAGAAGAUUCAAUUGCCCUUGUUUUGGUUAGGGGCAGUUACUUUGACCUGGGUGUCCGUGUGCACUCUGUUUAGACUCCUUACCGGCCUUCGAGUGUGGUUCCUGGGCAAUGGGGACCUAAUAAAAGCCCCCAAACUCGGGAAAUGGGCAGUCGUAACCGGGGCCACCGAUGGAAUCGGAAAAGCCUACGCGGAGGAGCUUGCACGCCGAGGCUUUGCCAUCGUCCUCAUCAGCCGGACUCAGGAGAAGCUGGAUGAAGUGUCAAAAUCCAUUGAGAGCAUGUACAACGUUGAGACUAGAACCAUCUCUGCAGACUUCGGAUCAGUGGAUAUCUAUUCCAAGAUUGAAUCUGGACUAGCUGGACUUGAGAUUGGGAUCUUGGUUAACAACGUCGGAGUAUCCUACCCUUACCCCGAGUUUUUUCUCAACGUACCAAAUCUGGAUAAGUUCAUCAACAACAUGAUCAACAUCAACAUGACCUCAGUCUGCCAGAUGACUCGGCUCGUGCUGCCCAGGAUGGUUGACAGGUCUAAAGGAGUCAUCCUGAACAUUGCGUCUGCGAGCGGCAUGUACCCCGUACCUCUCCUCACUCUCUACUCAUCUUCUAAGGCUUUUGUGGAUUUCUUCUCUCGUGGACUGGAUGCUGAGUACAGAAGCAAGGGCGUCAUCAUCCAGAGCGUCUUGCCCUUCUUUGUGACAACCAAGCUGAGUAAGAUCAAGCGAGCGUCUCUGGACAUUCCCACUCCGGAGCGCUACGUCUCGUCGCAGCUGAGCACCGUGGGCCUUCAGAGCCAAACAAACGGCUACCUCCCUCAUGCCAUCAUGGGUUGGGUGACCACUUCUCUACUUCCUGCACGACUGCUCAGCAGGCACAUCAUGAACAUGGGUCUGUCUCAGCGUGCACGUUACCUCAAGAAGCAGAAGCAGGGCUAAGAAGAUCUCAGCAGUAAACGAGGCAGGAUUGGCUUCAGACUUCAGACAGGAGAAGAUGGUGGACCAAAACAAAAAUUCCAUAAAAAGUCUUUUCAUUUCACUCUGGAGAUUGAGGUUGAUUCCUGCUUCACUGCUUCAUUGCAACUAAUAGGAUUGUUUCUUUUGCUAGUUUGAGUCUUUCAGAUUUUUGCAUUUGUUUUAGUUCUAAUGACGAGACACAAGCACUUCAGUGGCAUCGCUAACAAAAAAUAAAUCUGCUGCAUUCGUUAAGAAGCAUUUCUACAUGGCUUUGCUAAUUGCACAGGAUUACAGGUGUUCGUACCUGUAACAUUAACUCUUCAGCACUCAUUUCCACGAACACAUUCAGAAAAUCAAACAGGUUUAAUCUGGUAUUAAUUGAGGGUAAGUUAGAGGGUAAAUUUUUAAUGCUUUCUUCUGUGAGAAGGUUCGUAAUUCCAUUUCAAACAUUGACAAUCCUGGGAAUAGCUGAGCAGAUCAGCUUUGGCUGCUUAAGCUCAUUUCUGGGCCGGAAAAAUGUAAACCAGAGACAAACAAAGAAAUGACCCAGUUUCAUAUGGGAACCUUUUUGAUUUUUUUUUUUUCUCAAAUGUGGAUUUGAAAAUGUAUGAUUUUUUUUUUGUGCCUAGAAAAUGAAUAAAUUGAAAAAAAAAAUGGGAUACGAAAAGUAUGGCAAAGUUCCCUACUGCACCUUUAAGUAUUGAUGACACACGAGUUAGGUGAUGGGUGUAUUCUGUAUUCUGCAGGUGCAGUUGGCGUCUGCAUUUGUACAGUAUAUCAAUCAGGGGAUUUAAAAAAAAAAAAAAAGUUUUACUGUAGCACUUACAUUUCCACCUCUUUUUUUUUCUUUUUUGGAUUUUUUUUUUUUUGAUGACUGAUUUUUUUGUUUUGAUGCAUUUAAUUAUGUUAAUUAAUCAUUUCCCUCAGAUUGUCGGUACCACAUGAGUGUUUCUGUAAGACAUUUUUGUUUACACAGAUUGUAUUUUCAUUACACUAAAUUGAUGUCAUUACAUUUUUAAUCGUUACUUAAGUGUUACUUAUGCAGUGUGAUGUAGAUGCAGGUGAACUAAGAGCAUAGUUUUUUUUCCAUUUCCACUUUUCUCAAACGGAUUUAUGAUGUAUUGAUGACCUUGGUUAAGGUCUGAGUUCAGAGUGUAAAUGAAAUGGAUUUGGCUUUAGUUCAGGACACUGAGAACAGAACAUGAUGCUGAUGCCAAACUUGCAGAUAUAAACUGGAUUGCUUUGUUGCUUGA
Messenger RNA from Tachysurus fulvidraco (yellow catfish), 2410 nucleotides. RefSeq names its product hydroxysteroid (17-beta) dehydrogenase 12b (gene hsd17b12b). NCBI's taxonomy places the organism in Eukaryota, Metazoa, Chordata, Actinopteri, Siluriformes, Bagridae. Gene Ontology annotation, cellular component: endoplasmic reticulum. The transcript has 11 exons. The coding region runs from base 186 to 1139 and encodes 317 amino acids. Gene Ontology annotation, molecular function: oxidoreductase activity. The record is from RefSeq and is a predicted model, not a curated record.